AUGGCCGCCUUCCGGUCACGAUUCGAGCCGAGAAGCGACGACAUCCUCUUGACGACGUUCCGCAAAACAGGGAAGACAUGGCUCAAGGCACUCUGCUACAACAUUCUCGAUAAAGAAGCAGAAGAACAGGACCUACUGGCAAAGAAGAACCCCACGAGUUACCUGCCGGAGGCGGUGAGGGAGUCCGGAUGCAAGAUCGUGUACCUGGCUCCGAAUCCCAAAGACACGGUGGUGUCGAUGUGGCAUUUCUACAACAAGGUGUUGAAAAGUGGACCGGGUGACGAGCCGUACCCGUUGGAGGGAGCGGUGGAGAGCUUCUGUAGUGGGGUUCUGCCUUUCGGGCCCUUUUACAAGCAUGUGGUGGGAUUUUGGGAGGAGAGCCGGAGGCGGCCUCAGGAGGUGUUGUUUCUCAAGUACGAGGAGCUAUGCAGAGAGCCGAAGGAGCAGGUCAUGAAGCUAGCUUUGUUUCUCGGGAAGCCAUUUUCCCAGCUCAUGGAUGGAGAUGGUGAGCUGGAGAAGGUACUGUGGCGGAGCAGCUGCCUGGACAGGCUCAAGGAGUUUGAGGUUAACAAGAGUGGCGUCGGGGAGCUGAACCAUGUGCUCAAUUCCACCUUCUUCAGGAGAGGAACUGUACGAGAUUGGGAGAAUUACUUGACUCCACAAAUGGCUCAGCGCAUUGACCAGCUCACGCAGUUCAAGUUGCAGGGGACUGGACUUUCUCUCGAUGAUUAA
Messenger RNA from Linum tenue, 732 nucleotides. The record is from the annotation of a GenBank genome assembly. NCBI's taxonomy places the organism in Eukaryota, Viridiplantae, Streptophyta, Magnoliopsida, Malpighiales, Linaceae.